AUGGAAAUGAGCAAAGCAGAAAUAAAGGGGAUCCUGAUGGACGACGACGAAGAGGAGGAAGACGAAGAUGUUGGAGGAGAUAACAAAAAGAAAAGAGCACUGACAGUCUCUGGAAGAAAAAUAUCAGGUGCAGAAGGAUCAAUAAAGCCUUCUUGUCAAAUAGAAGACUGCACCACUGAUAUGACGGAUGCCAAAAAUUACCAUCGCCGCCAUAAAGUUUGUGAAUUUCAUGCUAAGGCUCCGGUAGUUUUGGUUUCCGGGAUCCAACAGCGUUUCUGUCAACAGUGCAGCAGGUUUCAUGAACUGUCGGAAUUUGAUGAAGCUAAAAGAAGUUGUCGUAGGCGCUUGGCGGGCCAUAAUGAGCGUCGCCGCAAAAGCUCGUAUGACUCUCACGAAGGGAGGAGUUGA
Fraxinus pennsylvanica is the source of this 408-nucleotide messenger RNA. The record is from the annotation of a GenBank genome assembly. NCBI's taxonomy places the organism in Eukaryota, Viridiplantae, Streptophyta, Magnoliopsida, Lamiales, Oleaceae.